This is a messenger RNA of Papilio machaon (common yellow swallowtail), 1826 nucleotides long. RefSeq lists its product as uncharacterized. Lineage: Eukaryota; Metazoa; Arthropoda; Insecta; Lepidoptera; Papilionidae. The transcript has 2 exons. The coding region runs from base 53 to 1585 and encodes 510 amino acids. The record is from RefSeq and is a predicted model, not a curated record.
CGAAGAAGUUAAAUCGGCAUUGUUAUUAGUAAUAUAGGCAGAAAACAAAAAAAUGAUAUACUUAACAGAAACAACAAAAGGAGACAAGAAAAGUAUUUAUCUGUUCAGUGUUCGUAGUGAGGAAAAGUUGAAACAAGAAAAUACCGAAACUAAUACAUGGGAUGAUUAUGAUUGUUUUAAAAUAUCACAAGAGAACUUCUUUCCAGCUAAAGUUAUGGAUUUAGAUACACAAAAAAUUAUUAUUACUAGAUUUCUGAACUUUUACGUUGGAGGAAAGGUUCCAAAAGGUUUGCGUGUUUCAGAUUUACUUUUUGCAGUAAUAUCUAUUAUUCCACUAACUUCUGACACUGAAGAAUUUAUUUGGCAUGAAAAUGAGUAUAGAGAUGAUGGUUUUUUGUUUUUCUUGACACCUGAAGAAAAGCUAAACAGUGAUUUUAAAAAUAUAGCAAAAAAAGCAAAUAAAACUUAUAUUGACACAAUCGAAGACAAUAAUAGUAAUAUUAUUGAAUCAGAUUCAAAUAAAUUCAGUGAUUAUGAGAGUAAAAACGAUGUUGGUGCGCCGUCAUGUGAUGAAAAAGCACCGAAAUGUGAGGAACAAGAUGACACUAGCGCCAGUGAUAACAACUCUGAUGACAAUCUGAAGAAAACUUUAUCUUAUGUGUCAAUAAAAUGGCGCGGAUUGAAAACAUCAUUUGUAUCAUCAUGUGAAAUAACAUCAAAGCAAUACGGCCCUGUUGAAAACUCAGCUUUCAUAUCUUCAUGCAAUAAAUUAUUGAUUGAAUGGGACGAAUCGAAAGAAUCUAGAAUAAUAAUAAAAUGGUUUUUCGGUAUCAUAGCUUUAACUCUAAUGAGAGGAAUUGUUAAAGGAAAAAAGAAUAUAAUUAAUACAUUUAAGAGUAAAAAUUUUCUUAAUAAAAUAAGAUUUAUAAACUCUUAUAUAACUUAUACAACUCCACAGGAACGCUGCGUCGAGAGAUGUUGCAAAGAAAUGAUGCUCAGAGAAAGUCACAACAAAGUGAUGUUUGCUAAAAUAAUAUUUAAUUCAUUCCGUAUUGAUGUCUUACAACGUAAACUUUUUAUCUCAAACAAUUAUGGAUUGUACAAUGUUUUUAGAAUGUGUGUGGUUGACCACACUGCAUACUGUGAUAUGGGCAUCAUAAAUUUGUUAAAAUCCAUUUACGGAUAUGUCUACAGUAUCAACUUUUCAAUCAUUUUGUCAGAUUUAAAAGAUGAAGAAAUCAACGAUAGCAUGGAGCAGGUUAGGAAUUUUAUAUUAAAAUACAUGAAAAAGGAAGAGUGUUUUACAUAUCACUGGGCGCGUUAUUUUGAUUCAACGCAAUUUGAGUACUUGUCUUGCAGCAAGAGUUACGCAACUGCUGUGUUGCUGGCUGUGUUUAUUGAGAAAUUGAUGGGCAAGUCAGACGUGUGGCGCUCUGGCUGGGUGAGGAUGCAGCAGGUUGAUCUCGACAGAUACAAACAGCUUGGAGAACAACUGUAUAAACAAUAUGAAUGCAAAACAAAAGGUACCUUACAAAUGUUUUUUUCGUGGCUAUCUAGUGAAACAAUCUGUGAUGGUAUUUCCUAACCAAUACUACUUAGGGACUUAUUACAAAGUGAGCAUACUGUUUCCUUAAAGGCUGGCAAUUCAUCUGCAGUUACUCUGGUGUUACACAUGUCCAUGAGAGUCAUUAAUAACCUCCCCCUUUCUCUAAUAAAAAAAAUAAAAUGAAGAUACAUUACUUUAGAAACACCUAUUUUACUGUCAGGUUUAAAAAAUCCUCAAAAAAAAAGGACUAUACUUAAUGUAUAAUUUCAGUGUUUAUGCU